AUGGUAGUUCUUUCAGUGAUGCCAAUGCACAAUGAUCAUCAUCAUAACAAUAUUGUUCCAGUUCCAAUCAUAGACAUGUCAAGUAGAAGAGACAUGAAGGUUGAGCUCAUUCUCAAGGCAUGUGAGGACUUUGGUUUUUUCCAAGUUAUCAAUCAUGGCAUUCCUGACAAGGUUAUUGCAAGAAUGGAGAAGUUUGGAAUGGACUUCUUCUCUUUGCCGGCUUCUGAAAAACUUCUCGCCGGACCGGCUAACCCUUUCGGUUAUGGAACUAAGAGUAUUGGUUCCAGUGGUGAUACCGGUGAUCUAGAAUAUCUUCUUCUUCAUUCCAAUCCAAUGUUUGUUUCUCAAAGAGCUCGGACAAUAUCACCAAAUAAUUCAAAAGAGUUCAGCUAUGUGGUGAAUGAGUAUGUUGGGGAAGUGAGGGAGCUUGCAUGUGAGAUAUUGGACCUAAUUGCUCAAGGUUUGGGUCUCAAGGACUGUGGGGUCUUCUCUACCAUGAUAAGGGACAUUGACUCUGAUUCUUUGCUUAGACUCAAUCACUACCCUCCAUCUCCAUCUCAAUCUCCAUCUCCAUCUCCAUUUUCAUGCAAGAGUACUAGUACAACAAACACAACCAAGAUUAGAUUUGGUGAGCACUCUGAUCCACAGAUCAUCACCAUUCUUCACUCCAACAAUGUCGCCGGUUUGCAGAUACUUUCCCCUUCAUCUGCCGGCUCUUUAUGGAUCCCAAUCAUGCCUAAUCCUGCUGCAUUCUGCGUCAAUGUCGGCGAUGUUCUUCAGGCGAUGACGAAUGGGAGGUUGGUGAGUGUGAGGCAUAGAGUUAUGGGUAAUAAAUCUAAUGGAGCAAGGAUGUCUACUGCCUUCUUUGGAUCACCACCUUUGCAUGCAUGGAUCUCUCCAAUGCCUGAAACUAUCACAAGGUUUAGACCUUGUUGUUAUAAGUCCUUCACUUGGAGUGAGUUCAAGAAUGUCAUGUACUCUCUUAGGCUUGGACAUGACAGGCUUGAUCUCUUUCGUUUAGAUUAUAACAUUCAUCAUGAUGAUGAUGAUCAGGAGGAAUAUUAUUCGUGUGAAUGAAUGUUUUUUUUUUUUCAA
Messenger RNA from Dioscorea cayenensis subsp. rotundata (Guinea yam), 1095 nucleotides. RefSeq names its product gibberellin 2-beta-dioxygenase 2-like. NCBI's taxonomy places the organism in Eukaryota, Viridiplantae, Streptophyta, Magnoliopsida, Dioscoreales, Dioscoreaceae. Bases 1 to 1077 code for a protein of 358 amino acids. The transcript has 3 exons. The record is from RefSeq and is a predicted model, not a curated record. Gene Ontology annotation, biological process: response to light stimulus; gibberellin catabolic process.